AUGUCUCAGGAUAUAAGAAAGUGGUUCAUGAAGCAACAUGAGAAAGUCUCUGGGAAUGGCAGUACAUCAAAGCCUUCUCCAGCGGAGAAGCCUCCUGCCUCUCCACAGCCUGCGAAAUUGGUACAAGGAGUUCAAGAAUGUUCUUCCGGCAGGAGGAAAACUAGCAAAUACUUUGCUAAAGAUGAAAGUGAAAAAGAUGAGAUGGAGGUUGAGGAAGUUACUGCUAAAAAGAAAGCACAAAGGGGUAAUACAGAGUUAGCCAGUAAUGCAAAGCCCCCACCCGGAAAAAAGGUCCACAAACUUGAGAGUGAUGAUGACGAUGAUGAUUUUGUUACACCGACUUCAAGGAAGGGUUCAGUCAAUACAACCCCAAACAAGAAGCUGAAAAGUGGUAGCGGAAAAGGAGUUGCUAAAAAAUUAGUUGAUGAAAGCGAUGAAGAUGAUGGUGAAAAAGUAAUAUCUAAUACGAAAUCUGCUGGAAGGGGUAGAGGUCGUGUUGUGAAAGGCCCUUCAGCCACAUCCACUACCUCAAAAGGCAUGGAUGUUGAUGAAAGUGAUGAAGAAGAUGAUGAUAAAAGUGCUAAAACUAUAAAACCUGGUGGUCGUGGUCGUGGUGGAAAAAGUACACCGGCAGGUGGUAGAGGCAGAGGUGGUGGUGGUAGGGGUGGGUUUAUGAACUUUGGUGAGAGAAAAGAUCCUCCUCAUAAAGGAGAGAAGGAAGUUCCGGAAGGUGUUCCUGACUGUUUGGAUGGUUUGACUUUUGUGAUUAGUGGAACACUUGACAGUUUAGAAAGAGAAGAAGCUGAGGAUUUGAUCAAACGCCAUGGUGGGCGUGUUACAGGAUCCAUCAGCAAAAAGACGAAUUACCUUCUAUGUGAUGAAGAUAUCGGCGGACGGAAGUCUGCGAAGGCUAAAGAGCUUGGUACUGCUUUUCUUACAGAAGAUGGUUUAUUUGAUAUGAUUCGAGCAUCAAAUAAAUCAAAACCAAAAACUUCUGUAAAAGAGUCAAAAAUCUCGGCGGAUAAGGUUGCACCAUCUCCUCCUAAGAAGGCUCCUCAAAAGUCAGAGAAAAUUAAACAAGCUGGCGAUGUUGGAAGCUCAGGUACUAAAGGAUUGGCUACUGCAGCCCUUUCUUCCAAGCGAAAAAGUGAACCUAAUGCACAGAAUUUGUUGCCAUGGAAUGAAAAAUAUAGGCCAAAAGUUCAAAAUGAUAUUGUCGGGAAUCAGUCUCUGGUAAAUCAGCUCCGUGAUUGGUUAGCACAUUGGGAUGACCAAUUUCUUCACUCUGGUAAAAAAGGAAAGGGAAAGAAACAGAAUGAUUCCAGUGCUAAAAAAGCUGUUCUGCUGAGUGGAACACCUGGAAUUGGGAAGACUACUUCAGCUAAGUUGAUUAGUAAGAUGCUCGGUUUCCAAGUAAUUGAGGUUAAUGCUAGUGACAGUCGGGGAAAGGCUGAUGCUAAAAUUGAGAAGGGAAUUGGUGGAAGCACUUCUAAUUCUAUCAAAGAACUUGUCAGCAAUGAAUCCCUGGGUCUUAACAUGGAACGAUCUCAGCAUCCAAAGACUGUUCUUAUUAUGGAUGAAGUAGAUGGUAUGUCUGCUGGAGAUAGAGGUGGAGUAGCUGAUCUUAUUGCCAGCAUCAAAAUCUCGAAAAUUCCUAUAAUUUGCAUAUGUAACGACCGAUAUAGUCAGAAACUCAAGAGCCUUGUAAACUACUGCUUGCUUCUUAGCUUCCGGAAGCCGACAAAGCAGCAGAUGGCUAAACGGUUAUCACAAAUAGCCAAUGCAGAAGGCCUUCAAAUUAACCAGAUUGCCCUGGAGGAACUUGCAGAAAGAGUCAAUGGAGACAUCCGUAUGGCCCUCAAUCAACUGCAGUAUAUGAGCCUCUCGAUGUCUAUCAUAAAAUUCGAUGACAUCAAACAAAGGCUUCAGAGCAGCUCAAAGGAUGAAGAUAUUUCCCCUUUUACGGCUGUUGAUAAGCUUUUCAGCUUCAAUGGUGGGAAGUUACGAAUGGAUGAGAGAAUUGAUCUUAGCAUGAGCGAUGCUGAUCUUGUACCCCUUAUUAUCCAGGAAAACUAUAUCAAUUAUAGGCCAAGUUCAACUGGUAAAGAUGAUAAUGGAAUAAAAAGGAUGAGUUUACUGGCUCGGGCUGCCGAGUCAAUUGGGGAUGGUGAUAUUGUUAAUGUCCAGAUCCGAAGAUACCGUCAAUGGCAGCUUUCUCAGACUGGUUGUCUUGCAUCAUCCAUAAUUCCUGCGGCUUUGAUGCACGGGCAACGUGAAACAUUUGAGCAGGGAGAACGCAAUUACAAUAGAUUUGGUGGCUGGCUGGGAAAAAAUUCUACUAUGGGGAAGAACUACAGACUUCUGGAGGACCUUCAUGUCCAUCUUCUUGCUUCACGUGAAUCGAAUUCUGGAAGGGCAACCUUGCGCCUUGAUUACCUUACAAUUCUUUUGAAGCGUUUGACCGAUCCUCUGAAGAUGCUGCCUAAGGAUGAAGCCGUGGAGAAGGUUGUGGAGUUCAUGGAUCUAUACUCUAUUAGCAUGGAGGACUUCGAUACCAUUGUGGAGAUGUCGAAAUUUAAGGGGCAUCCAAAUCCACUGGAUGGCGUACAGCCUGCGGUAAAAGCUGCUCUGACAAGAGCUUAUAACAAAGGCAGCUCGUCACGUGUGGUCCGUGCUGCCGAUUUAAUAACCCUUCCUGGAAUAAAAAAGGCUCCGAAAAAACGAGUGGCGGCUAUGCUAGAACCCAUUGAAGACAAUUUAGUUGGGGAAAAUGUCGAAAAUGAAGAGGAAAAUCUCUCAGAUGCCGAUGACCAGGAGGAUGACGAUGAAUUGGUUGAUCCAGAGAAGAAGCUGCAGUCUAACUUGGAGAGUCUAAAUUCAAAAGCUAUCCGUGUGCAAAUGGAGCUGAAGGGGUCAUCAGGAAGCUCGAGUGCGAAAAAGGGAUCGUCCGGCAGAGGGAAAGCAAAUGCUGCUCCAAAAACUUCAGAAGCCAAAGGAGGUAGAGGCUCUGGGUCUGCUGCCUCCAAGCGAAAGAGAUCUUGA
This is a messenger RNA of Striga hermonthica, 3042 nucleotides long. The record is from the annotation of a GenBank genome assembly. NCBI's taxonomy places the organism in Eukaryota, Viridiplantae, Streptophyta, Magnoliopsida, Lamiales, Orobanchaceae.